Messenger RNA from Zootermopsis nevadensis, 2273 nucleotides. The record is from RefSeq and is a predicted model, not a curated record. Lineage: Eukaryota; Metazoa; Arthropoda; Insecta; Blattodea; Termopsidae.
AUUACUAUACGGUCUGAGCUGUCAUAUCAUGACAGUCGUGAGUUUUGCGAUCCGUAAUUUACGCGUUUAGAUCGGUCAGAAACAUAUGAUUUGCUGGCACUAAAAUUAUUUUUGUAAAAAUUCCUGUUUUGCUUUAAAAAGCUUUUAUUAUUUUCUAUGAAUGUACUUUACAUAGUAACUGCUUUGUGCAUAGAAGAAUGAGAAUUAUAUAACACAUUGGUUGUACGACUUUCACAAUAUUAUAUUAUUGUACUGCCCGAAAUCAUCAUUACUUUUAAAAUUUUGGGCAUUUGCACUUUAAAAUAUAUGUUUUGAUGCUUAAGGUGGCAUCCAUGGAACAUAUAAUUCAUGAUAUGAAAGUCGACAUUGAAAGAUUGUUUCAUCUCACUCCUACUCGAAAGAAGAAUGUACUUCAAUUGAAAAUUUUUAAAUACUACAAGUAAACAGAUGUAAUAAUAUGUGCUGUCAGUAUUGAAGUUUACUUAUCCUACAGUCUUCCAGGGUUGGCAGACUUUAGUUGGUGUUUUAAUUUUGAAGUGUCUGACUAUGAAAAAGCAGUUAGAUGUAACUGUGCUGGAUAAGACCACGGCGAUAAAUCUGCUGCCACACUGUUUAUAUUUUCUUGGAGCAAUUGUUGCAGGAUCCAAAGCAUUAGCAACUCUUCCAAUACCUGUGUUUGUCUCGGUUUGUAAUAUCCCACCAGCCUGCAUCUUCCUGUUGGACUGUUCAGCAAGUCUGCUUAACCCAGGGUUAGUCCAAGUGACAGCGGGUCUUGUUAGUCUAGGAGCAGCAGUGUCUGUAAUUUUACUCGACGUCAGCUUACCAUUUACAGAUUCUGGUUACUCAUGGCUUCUGGCCCACAUACUGUUCCUAACAGCACAAAUACUGCAUUCACGUAUCACAAAUCCUCGAUAUACUGAAGUAGACAAACUUUACUACAGUAACAUUUUCAGUGUGAUAAUUCUUGCGCCAUCUAGCUUCUACCUGGAGGAAGCUUUCUCUGUACUCCAUUUCCAGCAUCGGCGUCAGAUUCGUUUCUACUUGGGAUGCCUUCUCAGUGGUGUAUUGGGAGUUUUGUUGCAAUUGUGGUCAGCAAAACUUCGCUCUAAUCAGCGGUUCCAACGUUCACAAGCCUUAGCAAAACUUCUUGCCUGUCUUGUGGCAGUGCCAUUGUUUAGUCCUGAACUUUCAGUUCCUCUUUGGGGAUUUGUUGCUGCAAAUUUAAUUUCAAGUGUAUUGUUUUCAUCAGAUUAUGAGUCACUUGAGAAACGUGAUGAGUGGUUGGAUGUGUAAAAGUGUGUUGAUUGUUUGGUGGAGUAAUGAGUUCCAUCUUUUACUACAGUACAGUAUAUUGUGAUGCAUAUUCAAAACUAAGGUUUUGAUAUUGAUAGUUGAACUUGUUAUGUUUCUUGUUUAUUGCUGAUUUUCUGUCAGACAGAAUGAAGAACUUGGAAUUUAUUUGUUCAAUUUCUUCAUCAUUGAAGGACUCUUCACUGUGUGAUUAAUUUGUAUAACUGUACUCUUUAUGAGUGAUACAUGAGAACAUUUUAUCAGUGGAUUGUGUUCAUGUACUUUUAUAAGUAUAUUUUUAUUUUAUAAUUGACGCCAUGUGAACCUUUUUUCCUGUUACACUGGGUGAACUGUGUAGUAUUUUGCUUCCACAAUUAGAAAAGCAAGUAGAUGAAUUGGUAAAAUAUCUUCGGCUUUGGGGAAAGGGUAGUCAGGUUUUUGAUAUUAAUGUUGUACAGGAUUAUCAUUAAUUAUUUACUGUUAAAUAUUUGUUUUGUAUUACAAAAAAUUGUUUUUGAUAUUAAUUGAAAGAGUUAAAAAUUGUUCUCCAGGUUGGCAAAUGAUUGUAGUUUAAUAAGACUCAGUGUCAGAUGCUUCUAACAUUGUUCCAGAUCUGUAAUUACGUGUGUUCAGUGCAAACAGAGAUUUCAUAUUAUAACAAGUAAUACCUAAAUCAGUGAAGUGUGUGGAUGUAAUACCAGGAUUUAAUUCCCCACUGGGACAGAAUUUUUCUUUGCCGUCGCUAAGAAAGUGUGGAGUUUUACCUCCAUGCCCCUAUGUGCAUGGCUUUGUGCUGCUUAAGCACAGGGACAGCUUAACCUUAAGAAGUUUCUUGCCAGACUCAGUACUGUUCCAUAAGGAACACAUUUUUAUGAACUUUUUUUUUCACAUUUAUUAUUUUAUAGUGCAGAAUAUUUUAUACACACAUCAUUAUAAAAUGAUAGUGAAAAUAAAAAGAGGGUUUGCUAAUCUGUUUUAUCGCA